UUUACUCUCUUGUAUCUUUCCCAUUUUGUACAUGUGCUUUAAUUUUUUUUUCAAGUUUGGUCGUUUUUGUUGUUGCUUUUCUGUGUUUUUGAUAUUUUGUAUUUUUUACCGUUUCGUAACUUUGGUAAAUUUGGUCUUUCGUAUUUUAGCUAAUUUAAAUUUUAUUUCUCUACACAAAAGUUUAAUACUCUCUAAAAGACUCAUUGCUGUCUAA
Messenger RNA from Meloidogyne enterolobii, 214 nucleotides. NCBI's taxonomy places the organism in Eukaryota, Metazoa, Nematoda, Chromadorea, Rhabditida, Meloidogynidae. The record is from the annotation of a GenBank genome assembly.